Molecule: messenger RNA, 1101 nt
Organism: Cladophialophora yegresii CBS 114405
Lineage: Eukaryota; Fungi; Ascomycota; Eurotiomycetes; Chaetothyriales; Herpotrichiellaceae
Exons: 3
Coding region: 1-1101 (366 amino acids)
Source: RefSeq, a predicted model, not a curated record
AUGGCUGGACACAAGACUAGCUCGACGCCCUCGCCGGGCUACAAAGUCCUAACCCCCGACCAAGUCACCCACUUCAUGCGCCACGGCUACGUCGUGAUCGAGCAAUGCUUCACCAAACAAGCCUCCGACGAAUGGACCAAAGAUGUCUGGACGCGCCUAGGCAUGGAUCCCAGUGACAAGACGACGUGGACGCGCGAACGGACCAACAUGCCCGAACACCGCCGGCUACAGGUGCCCGAGUUUGCGCCCAAGGCGUGGGACGCCAUCUGUGAUCUAGUUGGCGGGGAGGAGCGGGUUACGGAGAUGAGCAAGACGUGGAGUGAUUCGUUUAUCGUGAAUCUGGGGACGCCCGAGAAUGAGGGCAAGGAGUACGAUCCUAAGGAGUUGGAUGGCUGGCAUGUCGAUGGCGAUUUCUUCAUCCACUUCCUCGACUCGCCGGAGCAGGCGCUCCUGGUGAUCCCCCUGUUCACGGACAUCCUCCCCAACGGCGGAGGGACGUGGAUCUGCAGUGAAGGACCCGCGAGGAUAGGCAAGCAUUUGUACGACCACCCGGAAGGCGUAACCCCGAAAAUGACGCCCGUUACUUCCGACUCCGACACCGAGACAACGGACCCGGGCCUCGCCUUCUUCAACAACACCAUCCAAUCCUGCUCGCCGGAAUCCUUCCACGAAAUGACCGGCCACCAAGGCGACGUCAUCCUCCUGCACCCGUUGACGCUGCACACCGCCUCCAAGAACGGCCGCCGCCUGCCGCGCGUCAUUACGAAUCCGCCCGUCUCGCUGGUCGAGCCGUUCAAGUUUGACCGCGAGGACCGGGCCCGAGCCGGCGAGGGCGUGGAGGCGGAGGGGUACUCGCUCGUCGAGCUCAAGACGAUCCAGGAUCUCGGCGGGCAGGAGGCGCUCAGGGGGUGGAAAGUCACGGGCCAGAGGAGGCGCGUUGUCCCGGAACGGUUGAGGGUCCAGGCGAGGUGGAUGGAGGAGGAGGCCAAGCGUCUGAGGGACGCGGGGAGGGAGUAUGAGGACAGGACGCAGACGGAGGAGUCCGUGCUCGAGCAGGCGAGGGGGUUGAGGCCGAUUCCGGAGAUGGCCAGUGCGAGGUAG